CCAGCAGUACUGCGCAUGUUCCACACCACAAUGGCUCAACCAGGAGAGAAGCGGAAGCGGGAAGAUGAAGUUGAGAAUGGCGGCUCCGGGGAUACUGAGCCCUCACUCGGAACAGAACACCCACUCUCCGGGUUCCAGCUCCAGAGCGUUCUGAGAGAAUCUGCGAGGGACAAAACGAUCUUUGUGCACGGACAGGUGAGCGGUGAGGGGCAGAUUGCUGAAGAUGCAGUGGUCAUCCUGGAGAGGGCGCCCUUUCAGGCAGACACAGUCUCUUUCCUCCUCGGCAAUAAUCCUGAGCUGAAGCUUCAGUUAAAGAACGACAUCUACAGCGUUUACCAUCUGAAUCCGCCGCCUGAGCUGAAUGAAGUGAAAACCACAAUCAUCCGACCUGCAACUGAAAAACAUAUCAAGAAAUAUUUGCGUCAGGAGCUUUACCUUAUUCAGGAAACCGGGGAGGAUUAUAAGAACAUCACUCUCCCCUUCAUCGAGUCCCAGAGCUUCAGCAUCCAGUGGGUCUACAAUAUCCUGGAGAAGAAAGCGGAGGAGGACCGAAUUGUCUAUGAGAAUCCAGAUCCAGCGGUUGGCUUCAUCCUUUUACCCGACUUCAAAUGGAAUCAGAAACAGGUAGAUGAUCUGUACCUGAUCGCCAUCUGUCACCCGCGUGGCAUCAAGUCCUUACGAGAUCUUAAUGGGGAUCAUCUGCCACUGCUGAAGAAUAUCCUUCAUGAGGGACAGGCAGCCAUCUUGAAGCGGUACAACGUCCAGGGUAACCAGCUCCGGAUCUAUCUUCAUUACCAACCCUCAUAUUACCACCUACAUGUGCAUUUUGUAGCUCUGGGGCAUGAGGCACCGGGGAUCACUGUGGAGCGCGCCCAUCUCCUGAGUGACGUCAUACAGAAUCUAGAGUUGGACACUCAGUACUACACAAAGCGUGCCCUGACCUACGCCCUGCGGGCAGACGAACCACUGCUACAAAAGUUUAAAGAAGCUGGGAGAUGCUGAGAAGGUGUUUUUAUGUAUUUUUAUUUUUUUUAUUUUUAUAGUUGCCAUUUUU
Bufo bufo (common toad) is the source of this 1054-nucleotide messenger RNA. RefSeq names its product decapping enzyme, scavenger (gene DCPS). Gene Ontology annotation, biological process: deadenylation-dependent decapping of nuclear-transcribed mRNA. Gene Ontology annotation, cellular component: nucleus; P-body. Lineage: Eukaryota; Metazoa; Chordata; Amphibia; Anura; Bufonidae. Gene Ontology annotation, molecular function: hydrolase activity; RNA 7-methylguanosine cap binding. The coding region runs from base 16 to 1002 and encodes 328 amino acids. The transcript is spliced from 6 exons. The record is from RefSeq and is a predicted model, not a curated record.